GUCAACGUGUUGUUUGGCGUUUUCUUCGAUGAAAAGUUUUAACUUCAAGGAACCCGGAAGUAAUAUCCGGAAGUGACAGACGACUUGGGUGAGGGAUUACUCAUUUAUUAAUGCGGGGGGUACUUUCAUUGAAACUGCAUUUUAUAGGCUAUCGUGUCAAGUUUUGUGUAUUAGUGUAUCUAUCUGCAAUAUAUUGCGUAUAUUCUUUUUCACUAACCGCGUUUAAUACCACACUGGUCGUCCCCUUUUACCCAUGAGCCAAUGCGACGAAAAGAUGGCGGCGACCACAAGGAUGAUCACGAAACGGAUUCUGCAACUAAGGUUGAGUAGUAACCCGUUUCUGAGACAUGAUCAUCGAUGUUUGCAAACCAGUGCAUCAUGUUAUAAAGCUGGGCGGGUGAAAGUCAGCAAAGGAGACAAACCAAUUACAUAUGAACAAGCUAACCCACCUCAUUUAGCUGGAGUGACAAAAUCAUGGAAAUCUUGGAAUACAGCAAACUUAGAAGACGAAGAAGGUGCUCCGGAACGAGCAGUGGAAGACAUGUUUAUCAGGAAAUUUAUUGUUGGAACAUUUCACAACUGCCUAGCUGCAGAUACUAUAAUUAAAAGACGUGCAAAUCAAAUUAAUAUAUGUUUACUUUUAAACCGAAAUGUUCGUCCAAAUCAAUAUUAUUUUCUUGUUGGUUAUGCAGAGUCAUUAUUAUCACACUGGUACAAGUGCAUUGUUAAAAUUGAAGUCCAGGCUGUGGACGAUGUUGUUAUAUAUAAAUGGUUAUAAUUUGA
Messenger RNA from Saccoglossus kowalevskii, 783 nucleotides. Its product is annotated as small ribosomal subunit protein uS3mA-like. Lineage: Eukaryota; Metazoa; Hemichordata; Enteropneusta; Harrimaniidae. Gene Ontology annotation, cellular component: mitochondrion. Gene Ontology annotation, biological process: translation. The record is from RefSeq and is a predicted model, not a curated record.